CUGACGCCGGAAAAAACUUUGGACAUCAAUAUAUGCAACUAUUGCCUGUCAUAAUGUCAACGCUCCCAAGAAUUUUGUGGUCGCAAACUGCCCACAAUCAGGAUCACAAUCAGAAUUGCAUUACCAUGGUACUUCAGGGAGACAAAAUAUUACCUUCAGACAUCACUCUUACGCCGACAUCCUUCUCCCUCAAUGGUGAGAAAUGUGCAUGUUCAUUCGAACUUUACGAUGAGAUCAAUCAUAUGCAACCCUCGUAUGAGUUUGACGGUGGUUGGUUGGUAGUCAAGGUGCCAAAGAAGAGUCUUUCUGGCUUAUACUGGCCGACCUUGACCAGGGAACAGCUGCCAUUCAUAGUGACAGAUUUUAAUCGGACCGUUGAAGUAGACGACCAAGACAUAAUUAGUCUUGAAUGGUUUAACUCAGAUUCGCACCACCAGCUCUGAUGCAUCUACUUCGGUGUAUAUGUCAAAUCGAGUCAAAAGGUUGGCGAUGGUCCUCCGCAUAAAUUCCGACCGCGUUUACAAAUUCAAGGGCUACCAGCCUGGAAAUUGAAGUUUUACAUUUGUCAUUCGGUAUAAGCAGUGCCUGGCUUAGGGUAGAAACUCGUUAUGAAUUUGCUUCAUUUUCUGCGACUUAGUAUUCCGCGCGUGAAUGAGAGGUUAACGGAAAUGCAAACCAAAAUGUGGCUAUACCACUUGGAAG
Messenger RNA from Aspergillus uvarum CBS 121591, 702 nucleotides. RefSeq lists its product as uncharacterized. The record is from RefSeq and is a predicted model, not a curated record. The transcript is spliced from 3 exons. Bases 54 to 443 code for a protein of 129 amino acids. NCBI's taxonomy places the organism in Eukaryota, Fungi, Ascomycota, Eurotiomycetes, Eurotiales, Aspergillaceae.